AUGGCUUGGUGUGAUGACGAUGGAAAGAGAUCGACACAGGGUGGCGGUGUAGCGUUCUGUCACAAAGAGACGCUCAACGUCCAGGUGGUGGAGCCUCCCACACCAGUGCCCAGAGAACUUGAACUCAUCGCGCUGAAAAUAAUUGACGGUAACGGCAAAGGAUUAUUGUGUGUGGGUUGUUACCGGCCUCCAUGGCAGGGAUCAGUGCUGUUAGACUACCUCACUGAAAACCUUGACACCAUGUCGACAGCCAGUCAGUGUGAUAGUGUAGUGGUGUUGGGUGAUCUCAACCAGCACAUGGUCCAGGAGGCAUUCAACACCCUGCUGGUUGUGUACAACUUACACAACCACGUCACUUUCCCCACACACCGUUCGGGAUCUUCACUGGACCCCGUUGUGACGGAUCUCCCUCGCCACUCGAUACAGUGCUUUCCCUUAGACUUUGUUGGUACCUACGACCAUGUGGCAGUCCUCACCAGGAUCCAGUUCAGGAAACCGAGUGAGGAGAGCUCUACCCGCACUCUCUGGCGGUGGGAGGCGGCCAACUGGGAUGCUCUCAGGGUUGCUCUGAGAAAUACAGACUGGGGAGAAGUGCUACGUGGUGAUGUUAACCAGCAGGUCCAGCGACUCAGUGAGCUACUCCACGCCCUUCAGCUCAGCUGGGUGCCUCACUCCAACCACACCAACAAAGCAUCUGACCAGCCCUGGUUUGGCCCAGAGUGCCGUGCUGCCGCUGAGGCCAAGUACCGUGCCUGGCGUGCUUUAAAGAGGCAUCCCAAUGCCAGAACCAGGCAAAGGCACAGAGAGGCUACAGCACGCAUGACAGCCACUCAGGUGUGGGCCAGGGAUGAGUGGAAGGCGAACAUAAGGAGCAAAUUGAGAGGUAGUCAGACGGUAGUGUGGCUCAAGCUGCCAGAGACAAGGCGAACCUUCGCCGCAAAAAUGCACAUUCCUGAACCUGACAGAACGCCUCAGAUGCUGCCGCAGAUAGUGAGUGAAAAGCUCAUAAGUGUAGAAACCAGUGAAGCAGAAGUGAAAGUGCUACUCAGAGACCUGGAUGACAAGAAGGCAGUGGGAUCUGACAGCAUCAGCCCCCGCCUACUUCGACAGUGUGCUGAGGAGUUGGCGUGCCCUCUCGCCGCCAUCUUUAAUCAUAGUUUAAGGAGUAGCACAUGGCCUGCCUUGUGGAAAGUGAGUAGUGUGGUGCCGCUUCACAAGAAAACUCAAAACCGAAACUAA
Messenger RNA from Portunus trituberculatus (swimming crab), 1239 nucleotides. RefSeq lists its product as uncharacterized. NCBI's taxonomy places the organism in Eukaryota, Metazoa, Arthropoda, Malacostraca, Decapoda, Portunidae. The coding region runs from base 1 to 1239 and encodes 412 amino acids. The record is from RefSeq and is a predicted model, not a curated record. The transcript is spliced from 3 exons.